CAGUUUGUGUGGAUCAGUCGCUUUGUCUGAGUGUUGAGAACACUUCCAAUCAUCAGAGACAAAUCAAGAUUCCGGUUGGUGGAUUUUCUUCUUCUUUUUAAAUCAAUUUCUCUCUGCGGAAUUCGUUUAUAGUUUCGAAGAAUCCUGUUUCGAAUAUCCAUUAAUUUUAUCCACAGAAUUCGGGAGGAGCAAUGCUCUGAUUCACAGUUUCAAUCUUCUCGUUUCAUUUCCUUUGUUUUCUCUUCUUUUUCUCUGAUUUUGGUUUUCGGGGAGAGGUUUCGGAUGGGUCUCUGCAGCUCCAAGCCCUCCCCAAGCUCCGAUCUGUUCUCCGACAAGUCCGGUUCAAAAACCCCCAAUGGAAUCCCGAAUUCGGCUCAGCGGAGCUCUGUUUCCGCCAAGGAUGGCGCCUCGCCGCUGCCUCCGACCGCCGAUUAUGGCAGAGAUGGGCAGAAGACGGGGACUAGGAGGAACGACGGCCACGAGAUGGAGAAUGUGAAGAAAUCGCCGUUUUUCCCCUUUUACAGUCCCAGCCCUGCUCACUACCUCUUCUCGAAGAAGUCUCCUGCGAGAUCUCCGGCGAAUGCCAGCGCCAAUUCCACGCCGAAGCGAUUCUUUAGGAAGCCGUUUCCGCCCCCGUCGCCGGCCAAGCAUAUACGCGCGGUCCUGGCGCGGCGGCACGGCUCGGUGAAGCCGAACGAGGCGCCGAUUCCGGAGGGUAGCGAGGCGGAGGGGAUUGCUGGCCUGGAUAAGAAUUUUGGGUUCUCCAAGCACCUUGCGAGCAAAUACGAGCUCGGGGAAGAGGUUGGGAGGGGACAUUUUGGCUACACUUGCUCUGCCAGGUUUAAGAAGGGUGAACUUAAGGGCCAACAAGUAGCCGUAAAAAUCAUUCCCAAAUCCAAGAUGACUACUGCCAUUGCCAUCGAGGACGUCAGAAGGGAAGUGAAGAUACUAAAAUCUUUGAGUGGUCACAACAAUCUUGUAAAUUUCUAUGAUGCAUAUGAGGAUCGUGACAAUGUCUAUAUAGUAAUGGAGUUGUGUGAAGGAGGAGAGCUCUUAGACAGAAUACUAUCAAGGGGUGGUAAAUAUACAGAGGAGGAUGCAAGGGCUGUAAUGACCCAAAUAUUAUAUGUUGUAGCAUUUUGCCACCUUCAAGGUGUGGUCCACCGGGAUCUCAAACCUGAGAAUUUUCUUUUCACUUCAAAGGACGAAGAUUCGCAGUUGAAGGCCAUAGAUUUCGGAUUGUCAGAUUUUGUGAAACCAGAUGAAAGGCUCAACGACAUCGUCGGUAGUGCUUACUAUGUAGCUCCCGAAGUGCUGCAUAGAUCAUACAGUACCGAGGCAGAUGUCUGGAGUAUAGGUGUAAUUGCAUAUAUUCUUUUAUGUGGGAGUCGUCCGUUCUGGGCUCGAACGGAGUCGGGUAUCUUUAAAGCUGUCCUAAAAGCUGAUCCAAUCUUUGAUGAGCCACCAUGGCCUUCUCUGUCUUCUGAGGCAAAAGAGUUCGUUAGGUGCCUACUGGUUAAAGACCCACGAAGAAGGAUGUCUGCAGCUCAGGCACUGAGUCAUCCAUGGAUUAAAAACUCUAUAGACGUAAAAGCUCCUCUUGAUAUACUAAUAUUUAAACUCAUGAAGACUUACAUGCGGUCGUCAUCGCUUCGAAAAGCUGCUUUAAGGGCUGUGUCGAAAACGCUAACAAUAGAUGAGCUAUUCUAUUUGAAGACGCAGUUUUUGCUCUUGGAACCGAGCAGAAAUGGCACCAUAAGCAUAGAAAACAUUAAAGAGGCUUUGGUGAGAAACGUAACAAAUGCUAUGAAGGAAUCAAGGAUCCCUGAUUUAUUGACAUCGCUUAAUGCAUUGCAAUAUAGGAGAAUGGAUUUCGAGGAGUUUUGUGCUGCUACGCUAAGUAUUCAUCAACUUGAGGCUCUUGAUAGGUGGGAGCAACAUGCGCGUUGUGCGUAUGAUCUAUUUGAGAAGGAUGGAAACAGAGCUAUCGUUAUAGAGGAAUUGGCUUCGGAACUUGGCCUCGGCCCUUCUGUGCCUGUUCAUGCCGUUCUCCAUGACUGGAUCAGACAUACCGACGGAAAAUUGAGCUUCCUCGGGUUUGUCAAACUGUUACACGGACCUUCGAGUCGAACUCUAGCGAAACCAUCAUAAGGUUUAUAACAAAAAUGUUGAAGAUUCAUUAGAAGUAUUGGUUGCGAUCCUGGUUCCAUCAGCUACAAUGUGCUGCAUCCGCCAGUCUUGUGGUUUAUGAUUUAGGGUAAUAUUUUUUCCCUCUCGAGUGCGAUGAUUGAAUCGAGUGGCUGAGUCAAGAAAUACGUUGAUUUCCAUUUGGCCCGAGCUUGUGAAUACUCACGACAGGGAUGAUGAUCUGACCUCAUUGGUAAGUGAAGAAGUGAAAUGUGGGUGUUGGAGUUGGAGUUUUCUCAGUGUAUUUGUAUAGGUUUUGAGUCAAAAGUGUGUGUUCAGUUGCAAGUGAAGAUAUAAUCCUCCAAGGUUUUUAGAGGAUGGCACUUGCAUUUGGAUUGUAAUCGUGAGGUUUUCUUCUUCUUUUCCACUCAAUAUUAUGAAUAGUGUCUUGGCCUAUUAAAAUGGAUGCUUUCUUUCUUCAUAGCUAUUUAGUUCUGA
Momordica charantia (bitter melon) is the source of this 2625-nucleotide messenger RNA. RefSeq names its product CDPK-related kinase 5. Gene Ontology annotation, biological process: protein phosphorylation. NCBI's taxonomy places the organism in Eukaryota, Viridiplantae, Streptophyta, Magnoliopsida, Cucurbitales, Cucurbitaceae. Gene Ontology annotation, molecular function: ATP binding; protein kinase activity. The record is from RefSeq and is a predicted model, not a curated record.